Molecule: messenger RNA, 1745 nt
Organism: Pocillopora meandrina
Lineage: Eukaryota; Metazoa; Cnidaria; Anthozoa; Scleractinia; Pocilloporidae
Source: the annotation of a GenBank genome assembly
AUGUCAUCAACAUCAUCUCAGCUUGUUCAGUACGUAGUGGUAAGAGGUGAUCUCCUGAGGUUGCUGUCAUGGCCGAUAGGAGCCGUAAUAGCACAAGCUUGUCAUGCAAGCACAGCUGCCCUGUGGAUGCAUUGUGAUGAUUCUAACACACUCCAAUAUACUAGUGACUUGGAUAAUAUGCACAAGGUUGUGUUAGAGGUAAGCUUUUCGUAAUUAUCUCUUUACACCCUAACAUCAGUAUGCAUAUUCUCCCUAUACUGUUCUCUAUAUAUUUCCUAAGAUGCUGACAAGGAGAGUUUGUCUAAUGAUCAAGAACUUCUCUUUAGUUGAUGAUCGUUUCCUUUAUCCCCAUGACCUUACUGUGUGAUUUGAAGGUGAUACUGUAAAGAAGAAAUUAGAUUCUAGUCACUAACCAUUAGGCCACUGCAACUCCCACCUAAGUUACGAUGGAGCAUGAAAAUUUUCCAAGUUCUUAUUUUUGCAUAUGACUUUAGUUCCCACUUAAUAAAAAAAACCCUCAAAUUGAAAUGGUAUGGCAAUGGACUCUCUUCAGUCAUAUUCAAACAAUGCUUCUGAUCUGGUAAACUUGUGCCCUGUGAGCAAGAUGAAAUGGACUCAAAUAAGAACAUUGGCUUGAUUUUCCUUAGUAAGGACAGGCUUUCUGUUUUGUUUUGCUGUUUUUCAGUUCCUUUUGUGCAGUAAGAUAUUGCAGUGAUACUGUAUUUCCUUGAAUAAGCACCUGCAAAAAUUUCAGUGUAAAGGAAGGCCACUUAAUUGAUUUGAAUCAUUAUCAAGAAACUAUUAAUCUUUUUUUACUCCACUGAAGUUGAAGCCUAGAAAUUCCAAUUUAAAUAAAGUUGCAUUAGAACCAGGUUUUCCUUGUAUCCAUACUAAUUUAAGAAAGUGAGGAAGGAGGAGGGGGGUGCUUAUUUUAGAGGGGUUCUUCUUUGAUAUUAUGGACCAGGGUAUUAGAGUAUGCAGGCUAAUGUUCAAGGAAUUACAGUAUGUCUCUGAAAUUUCAAUUGAGAGAAACAUAACAUUACAUGACAUAACAUACCUUACAUGAAAAGUUGAAAAUUAAAUGUGCUGCUCCUCUGAUACUUGAACAGAAAACCCCAAAAAUUAUUUCGCAGAUGAAAUGUCUGUCUUCUUGAUCUGCAAAAAUUUUGUUUCCACAAACACUGCUAAGUGAACAAAAGUGCAUACAGAGUACAUAUGCACAUAUAUAGAGCACAUUAAAGUCAAGGAUGUGGUCCAAGGUUUACAGUAAAUGGUUUGAAUGGGGUAGUGAAAUCUGAUCAUAAGGGUGAGAGUAGUCUUGAAAAGGACUGUUGUCUGCAGCAGUGACUGAUUUUUUACAACUUGAGCACAAGUUACUCUAAUAAUGACUUUCCACUGAGGUUGUAAAAAACCUUAGUCAAUUCUACCAACAACAGUACUUUUCAAGACUUAUUCUCAGGAGAUGAUCAUGCCACAUCAUUAAAUCUCUCCUUCCAUAUGACCCUAUCUAAUUUCAUGUAAAACCCAUAGCUUUGGACUCAAAUGAAACAUCCUUUUUUUCUUUUCUCACUCAGGCCCCUAGUCAAGAUGAACUGGAGAAAUUAUCAGGGAAACUAUCUGCCGAUGAAAUUGAUCACAAACUGUGGAUUGAACAACCAGAGAACAUUCCUACCUGUCUUGCAACCAAACCCUAUCCGAAACAACAAAUACAAAGUUAUUUUAAAAAGUUUAAAUUAUUUAAAUAA